CCGCGGUUCAACUAAUUAAGACGGUGUGUGUUGAUUUUUCGUAUUUUACGCUAAUUAGAUGUGAAAGAAAAUUCAUUUAAAGUGUUUCGCAGUGGAAAAUUUAUACAAAAAUAAAAAUCGAUGUGAUUAAUUUGCGGAUCAAAUAAAAAGUUACCAACGUUGGAUUCGCAAAAAUUUAUAUUUUCGAUGCCGCCAACUGUUAUAUCACCAACGGUGUUAACGGGUCCACGAUAUAACUCAGACAUGGUGCUGGAAUCGACGGAGACGACACAGUCGAAUAAUCAUAGUAUUUGCAGUCCGCCGUUGCAGUGGUUCUACAUGCCAGUGGGACAGACAGGGGAUGCCUUAUCGCCUUCAUCGAAAGUUUGUCCGCCAGUGUGGCGUCCCUUUCCAACAGCACAAACGUACCCCUAUAACGGCAAUUAUAAUCCCACAUCUCCCAUCAAUACGUCGCACGAUCCAACGUUUGACUUGUGCGACCAAUUCAAUGAGUUAUGCAUCGACAAUUACAAGCAGAAGCCCUUGAGAAUUCCGCCAGCGAAUUAUUUGUGUCAUUUGUGUUUCAAGAAAGGACAUUACAUAAGGGAUUGUCCACAAGCACGUCCCAGAAUUGAUGGAAAAACUCCGUAUCAGGGCAAAAGACGCUGUUUUGGAGAGUACAAGUGCCCGAAAUGCAAAAGGAAGUGGAUGAGUGGCAAUUCAUGGGCAAAUAUGGCGCAGCAAUGUAUCAAGUGUCAAAUGAAUGUUUAUCCACACAAACAGAGACCUUUGGAGAAACCAGAUGGCCUCGAUGUCUCCGACCAAAGCAAGGUGCAUCAACAAAUGUUGUGUGAAAUGUGUCGACAGCUCGGUUUCUACUGCCGUCGUGUCAGAUAAUAAUCGAAUUUUGUAGCGUAAUUUAUUAUUUUUAUGAAUCUUAGAUGAAAUUGGUAUAAAAAAUCGUUGUGGAAAGGAUAAAAAUUGAACAAAAUAUUUAUAUAAAUAUAUUAACCAAAGACAGAGAGAGACAUGGUAGAAUAGAAGGUUGCUUACAUAUUAUUGAAUAUUAUUUUAUGAAACGUUUUAAGUUGU
Culicoides brevitarsis is the source of this 1071-nucleotide messenger RNA. RefSeq names its product zinc finger CCHC domain-containing protein 24-like. The record is from RefSeq and is a predicted model, not a curated record. Bases 187 to 876 code for a protein of 229 amino acids. Gene Ontology annotation, molecular function: nucleic acid binding; zinc ion binding. The transcript is spliced from 5 exons. Lineage: Eukaryota; Metazoa; Arthropoda; Insecta; Diptera; Ceratopogonidae.